AUGGGAGCUGCUGAAGGCCUGCGCAGGCUGCGCAUGAGCUUUCGUGGCGUUGCCGAGACUCGAGAGUUGGAGUCUCUAGCAGAGGAAUGUGAGGAAGGCUCCGAUGCCAAGGCUGAUGAGGCGAAAGUCAGCAACCUUUCCGGCGAGUACCUCAACAUCCUCCUGUUGCUUGUGCUCUAUACCCUCCAGGGCAUCCCGAUGGGUCUGUCCGGAGUUGUGCCGCUGAUCCUCAAGGAGCAGAAGGUCUCAUAUGCGGACUUGGGAACCUUCUCGUUGAAUUCCUAUCCAUUCAGCUUAAAGCUGCUUUGGGCCCCGAUUGUGGACGCCGUCUACUUCUCCAGACUUGGGAGGAGGAAGACAUGGCUUCUGCCAACGCAGUUGGCAAUAGGACUUGUCAUGAUCGUGGUUUCACAAAGUCUGGACCGCCUUCUCUACGCUGAGCAGCCGAAUGUUGCUUCGCUCACUGCCCUUUUCUUCCUGCUGUAUUUCCUUUGCGCCACUCAGGACAUUGCCGUGGAUGGAUGGGCUCUAACGAUACUGCGAAAGGAGAACGUGGGCUACGCUGCCACGACCAACGCCAUGGGUCAGACCCUCGGCUAUGCCAUGGGCUUCACUGGGUUCAUGGCCCUGGAGCACUUCAAUCUGAUAACCCUGUCCGAAUUCAUGUUUCUUUGGGGCGUGGUUUUCAUAGCGGUGACGAUGCUGGUCGGCAUGCUGAAGUCUGAAGGCUCCGUGCCGCGAGAUGAAGAGCCAGAGAGCAUUGCAACAUCCUAUCGCAAUAUGGUUGAGAUACUUCGCCUGCGACCAGUUCGGGUACUGCUACUGCUCUUGGUUACUCUCAAGUUUCCCUUCGCAGUGGCCGACAGUAUUGCACCGUUGAAACUGCAAGAGUAUGGUGUCAAGAAAGAGCACAUGGCCUACAUUGCAUCGGGCAUGAUGCCGGUGUAUAUCAUGCUUCCAGCCGUUGUGUCACGCUGGACGACAAACUCAACACCAUGGGACUUGUUACUGCAAACCUAUCCAUGGAGAGUUCUUCUGGUUCCUGUGACUGCCAUUGUGGUGGCUUCAACUCCCCCUAUCGGAGAUCGAAUCCCAUGGGCUUUCUACACUGUGAUCAUUACAGUCUCCUUGUUUGCGCAAGUUGCAAGUCAGUGCAUGUUUGUCUCCAGCAUGGCCUUCUUUGCGCGGAUCAGUGAUCCUGCGAUGGGCGGGACGUACAUGACAAUGCUCAAUACGCUGAGCAAUCUGGGAGGAAUGUGGCCGGGAACCGUCACGCUGAAGCUAAUUGACUUUGCCACAUGCGCGUCGGACCGAUGUUUGGUUAAAGCUGAUGGCUUCUACAUCAUGUCAGGAAUUAGUUUCGUGUACGGGAUUGGAUGGUGCCUGCUGGCGGCUGGGCAUGCUCGGCGCGUGCAGCAAGUCAAACUGAGCGAUUGGAAAGUUUGA
Symbiodinium natans is the source of this 1446-nucleotide messenger RNA. The record is from the annotation of a GenBank genome assembly. NCBI's taxonomy places the organism in Eukaryota, Dinophyceae, Suessiales, Symbiodiniaceae.